Molecule: messenger RNA, 1182 nt
Organism: Rosa rugosa (rugosa rose)
Lineage: Eukaryota; Viridiplantae; Streptophyta; Magnoliopsida; Rosales; Rosaceae
Product: fatty-acid-binding protein 3, chloroplastic
Exons: 5
Coding region: 189-1046 (285 amino acids)
Biological process (GO): fatty acid metabolic process
Cellular component (GO): chloroplast stroma
Molecular function (GO): fatty acid binding; intramolecular lyase activity
Source: RefSeq, a predicted model, not a curated record
GCGACAACCAAACAAUCUCGUUGAGAUAGAAGUGAAACAAGCACACAACUCUGCAGUGUAGUUGAACCCACCUUGCUCGAUCAGUUCUCAAAAGAGUUUCUCUUUCCUUGGCUAAAAAAGAAAAAUCUGUUCUGUUUAUCAAACAGUUGGACAGAACAGACUGCUUCAAAAACAGUUGAACUUCAAGAAUGUUUGAAGCUGAAGCAAUUUGCACUCCAGCAUUGCUCCAAUUACCCAUUCCCACCAGAAAAUUUAUCUCCUUCAAACCCAGAAUUGGGUUUCUGACCAGAAUUUCAACUCCAAAUGUCUUGCUUUGCCAAACCCAUCAUUACUCUUGCUCUCUCUUUUCUACUCAACAGGACAGUAGAGCUCAGAACAGAAGCAGUUUCUCUUUAAAUGCUUCCUCAUCUUCAGUUGGAAGUGCAGGAUACAUAGAGGAGCCUGCUACCAAAGUGAGAUUUCAAACAUCUUUGAGCUUGCCUGGGUGCUCGAGUUCAUUGGCAUUGCUUGGAACUGGAUACAGGGAAAAAGUCUUUGCAAUUAUUGGCGUUAAAGUAUAUGCUGCGGGAUUAUACGUAAAUCAGUCCAUCUUAAAUAACUUGAAUGCCUGGAAAGGGAGAUCAGCUGCUGUGAUUCAGAGGGAUCCAUCCUUGUUCAGCUCCAUUUUUCAUUCUCCUUUUGAGAAAUCAUUACAGAUUAUUCUGGUUAGAGAUGUUGAUGGGAAAACAUUCUGGAAUGCCUUGAAUGAUGCCAUCUCUCCAAGAAUCAAAUCACCCACUUCUGUUGAUGAGUCCGCACUGUCCACUUUCCGCAGUACCUUCGAAAGGCAACCCCUUAAAAAGGGAACAUUCAUAUUUUUGACUUGGCCGCAGACUUCCAAAAUGCUUGUUUCUAUCUCAUCUAAUGGGCUUCCGUCUAGUGUGGAUGCUACAAUAGAAUCAGAAAACGUGAGUUCGGCACUUUUUGAUGUGUUCUUUGGAGAUGCUCCAGUUUCUCCUCCCUUAAAGGCUUCUGUUGCAAGUGGAUUGGAAUCAAUCCUCAAGUAGAUGUCACAAGUUAGUGUUUCAUUUUUUUUCUCUUUUCUUUGGGGCAUCUUGGUUGUUCUCUUAUAUGUAUGAGUCCAUUGACUACUUGAGCUGGCUUAGCUGAUAAAUAAAAGGUUACCUGAGCUGUAAUCUGUUG